Messenger RNA from Brassica napus (rape), 1908 nucleotides. Its product is annotated as transcription factor TGA9. Gene Ontology annotation, molecular function: sequence-specific DNA binding; DNA-binding transcription factor activity. The coding region runs from base 234 to 1673 and encodes 479 amino acids. NCBI's taxonomy places the organism in Eukaryota, Viridiplantae, Streptophyta, Magnoliopsida, Brassicales, Brassicaceae. The record is from RefSeq and is a predicted model, not a curated record. The transcript is spliced from 13 exons. Gene Ontology annotation, biological process: regulation of DNA-templated transcription; DNA-templated transcription.
UUUGUAUAUAUGUAUCUCUGUAAGAGAAAAGAUUGGACCCUCUUUGUUUUUCUGUUCAGCCAUAAAAGAAGCUUUUGACGAGAAAGUUUCCAUUCUACUUUCUCUCUCUCAUCUUUUCUUCUCAAACACCUCAAAGCAAAUAGAAAACCUCACAAAAAGAAACGAGAGACUUGAGAAGGAGACAGAAGUAGAAGAGAAGAUCAAGAAAGAGGAAGAUAUCACCAACCAGGAAGAUGGCUACAAAUCAUAACCAUAGUCAUCAUCUUUCUUAUUCACUUCUUCAUGGUCUCAGCAACAAUCCUCCACCUCCUGGAUUCAUUAACCAAGAUGGAUCCUCCAGCUUCGACUUCGGAGAGCUAGAAGAAGCAAUUGUUCUGCAAGGUGUUAAGUAUAGGAACGACGAAACUAAGCCACCUUUAUUUGCAGGAGGAGGAGGAGGAGCUACGACUCUGGAGAUGUUCCCUUCAUGGCCAAUCAGAACUCACCAAACUCUUCCUACUGAGGAGAGUUCCAAGUCCGAAGGAGAAAGCACCGAUUCAGGAUCAGCAAAUUUCUCAAGCAAAGCAGAAAGUCAACAGCCGGAGUCUCCGAUGAGUAACAAACAGAAUCAUCAACUCAUGCUUCAGCAUCAACGUAAUAACAACAUGGCAAACUCAGCUUCAACAUCUGGACUUCCCUCUACUUCUCGAACUCCAGGUCCUCCAAAAUCUACUGAGGAUAAGAGGAAGGCUACGACUUCAGGCAAACUUCUUGAUGCUAAGACAUUGAGGCGUUUGGCCCAAAAUAGAGAAGCUGCUCGCAAAAGCCGUCUUAGGAAAAAGGCUUACGUGCAACAGCUAGAAUCAAGUAGGAUAAAACUUUCCCAGUUAGAGCAAGAACUCCAGCGAGCUCGAUCUCAGGGGAUGUUUAUGGGUGGCUGUGGUCCACCUGGACCUAACAUCACUUCCGGAGCUGCAAUGUUUGACAUGGAAUAUGAGAGGUGGCUAGAGGAAGAUAACCGUCACAUGUCGGAGAUUCGAACCGGUCUUCAGGCUCACUUAUCUGACAAUGAUUUAAGGUUGAUCGUUGACGGUUACAUAGCUCACUUUGAUGAGGUUUUGCGAUUAAAAGCUGUGGCUGCUAAAGCUGACGUUUUCCACCUCAUCAUCGGUACAUGGAUGUCCCCUGCCGAACGCUGUUUUAUCUGGAUGGCCGGUUUCCGUCCAUCUGACCUCAUCAAGAUAUUGGUGUCGCAAAUGGAUCUAUUGACGGAGCAACAACUGAUGGGAAUAUAUAGCCUACAACACUCAUCGCAACAAGCGGAGGAGGCUCUCUCGCAAGGCCUCGAACAACUUCAGCAAUCUCUUAUCGAUACUCUCGCCGCCUCUCCCGUCAUGGACGGUAUGCAACAAAUGGCUGUCGCUCUCGGAAAAAUCUCCAAUCUAGAAGGCUUUAUCCGCCAGGCUGAUAACUUGAGGCAGCAGACUGUUCACCAGCUGCGUCGGAUUUUGACGGUUCGACAAGCUGCGCGUUGUUUUCUAGUCAUCGGGGAAUACUAUGGACGGCUCAGAGCUCUUAGCUCUCUUUGGUUGUCUCGACCACGAGAGACGCUGAUAAGUGAUGAAACAUCUUGCCAAACGACGACGGACUUGCAGAUGGUUCAGUCAUCGCGGAACCACUUCUCCAAUUUCUAAAUCGAAAUGGAAUCUUUAUGACUAAAUGGGGCCAAGUUCCUUUGUCUUAGCUUCACUCUUCGCCCACUCUGUUUCCUUUAUGUUGUACUAGACAUGUUAGGAUCUUCCUUCACCUCCUUUUUAUGAAACUAUAGUCUUAUGAUAUGAAAUUAACGUACCACGUAAAUCAAAUCAACUUAUGUGCCAAAUGAAAAUGAGUAAAAAGAAAAACAUCUCGAUGCUUUCGACACAUUCA